AUGGCUGCUAUGGACUUGCCAUUCGGGGGUGUGAGCAAACAAGAUGUCUUAGAGCGGAGGGUGCAAGGGAUUUCAGUGAAGAUCAAAGAUGGCAAUAUUGGUGUCCUUUACUUGGCUAUGGCACUUUCUGCCUUCCACCACCAAAGGAUCUUCAACACGGUCAAUGUUCAGACUGGCAAGUUCUCGCCUUGUUUUCAAGUGCGGCAGCAUGAUAUAAUUAAGCAGAGUCUGGAUAUUACAUUAGAUGGGCUAUUAUAG
Molecule: messenger RNA, 258 nt
Organism: Penicillium hordei
Lineage: Eukaryota; Fungi; Ascomycota; Eurotiomycetes; Eurotiales; Aspergillaceae
Product: L-asparaginase II
Exons: 2
Coding region: 1-258 (85 amino acids)
Source: RefSeq, a predicted model, not a curated record